This is a messenger RNA of Paramecium sonneborni, 943 nucleotides long. NCBI's taxonomy places the organism in Eukaryota, Ciliophora, Oligohymenophorea, Peniculida, Parameciidae. The record is from the annotation of a GenBank genome assembly.
UUACAAAUUCAUGUUAAAAGAACGAUUUGAUAUUAUGGUAAAAGGAAAAUCAACUUAAGAUCAAAUAGCUAGUUAUUUAGUUUAAGUUGUAUUAGGUCUUAGAGAUAAAGAAAACACAUAAUAAUCUAUUAGACUAUUAGGGUGUGGUUAAGCCAUUCAUCAUACAAUUUUAGUAGCUGAAAUAAUUAGAUCUAGAAUUUAAGGACUUUAUUCUAUAUCAGAAAUAGAGAGUAAAUAAUCACAAAUUAAUAAUAAUAAUGAUCAACAGUAAUAAGAUCAAUUUUUCAAUCCAGCUAUUAGAAUUACAUUGACGUAUAUACUCAAAUAAUUUAAUAUAGAAUGAAUCCAACUGAAGAUGAAAAAUUAAUGCCUGGAUUUUAAGAACCAAAUGAAGUUAAAGAUGAUAAAAAUAUAGAACUUUUUGAUUAUGUAAUGAUGUACAUUAGAAAUCUUUAUCAUUGGAGAAGAGGUGUUUAAGUUGAUAAUAGAGAUAAUAGAUAUAAUAGAUAUAAUAGAGAUAAUAGAGAUAAUAGAGAUAGUAGAAAUAAUAGAGAUAAUAGAGAUAAUAGAGAUAAUAAAAAUCAAAGAUUUAAUAAUAGAGAUAUCAAAUCUAGUGGAGAUUAUAAUAAAGAAAAAAUAUAAACAUUUAAUAAUAAUCAAGAAUCACAUGAUAAUAUUGAUAAAUCAGAUAAUUGGAAUAAAAAUAGAGAGCAAUUCUAACAAACCUAAAGUUAAGGUGUUUUAAAAGUUAGAGGAAGAAUGAGAGAUAAUAAUAGAAAUGAUAGAAAUUAUAUUCCUUAAAGAAGAAAUUAUGAAUAGGUAACUAUUUUAUAUUGAUAAUUUUAAGAAAAAUCAAGAUUAAGAGUUUUAAAAAAGAGAUGAAAAUCAAAUUAAACGAGGAUAAAUUCGAACUAGAGGAGGUAUUUAGAAAUCAUAAAACUGA